Molecule: messenger RNA, 2289 nt
Organism: Ogataea haglerorum
Lineage: Eukaryota; Fungi; Ascomycota; Pichiomycetes; Pichiales; Pichiaceae
Exons: 1
Coding region: 1-2289 (762 amino acids)
Source: RefSeq, a predicted model, not a curated record
AUGCACAAUAUCAAUGAUAGAGUGGUGCUAAAUGAUGUGGAGGGAACUAUCAAAUAUAUAGGUCCAACUCAAUUUCAGCCCGGUGAGUGGAUUGGAGUUGAACUUGACCGACCGGUUGGGAAGAACGAUGGCUCUGUUGCUGGAGUCAGGUAUUUCCAAGCACAAGAUAAACAUGGUGUCUUCGUUCGUCCUUCAAUGUUGCAGCCGCCCAACUCGGGCGAGACUCGCCUGAAGGCUAUUAUCAGAUCGUUGGAAGACAAAGUGCUGAAACUGCGAUCGGAUGUGAACGAUCUUACGGCUCAAUUGGAAUCAUCAAAAAGUACUGUGAUAUCCUUGGAGGAAUCAUUAGAGCGAGAAAUCAUGGAAAAAAUGACGCUGGCUGACAGACUGGCUGCGUUGCAAGACAGGAAAAAAGAGAUUUCAGCUGACUCGAUUAGGUGCGGAGAUGUUGACAGUGCUCAAAUAGAAGAAUAUGUGAAGGAGCUCGACAAGUUGAGAAAACUCAACGACCAGCUUCAGACCAAAUUAUCGUCUCUAGCUAACGCCGAAAUUAUUAUCGAAUCGUUAACGGUCCAAAAUGUUGAAUUGACGGACGAACUCUCAAAUUGUAAGGCAGCCAUGAAAGAGCUCGAAACCCUGCUGGAACUUGAUAAAGAUCUGGAACAAAGUCAUUUGGAGAUAGAAAAUGAAUUGCGGGCUGAAUUAGAGCAGACACAAGAAAAGCUGGCGCAAGAACAAGCUCGUAUCAAAGAUCUCGAGACCAAAGUUGCAAAGCUCAAUCAGUUACUUCUGCAGAAGCACUCACAACCGGAAAAUUCUAGCGUUUCUAACGAGAACACUGAAAAGCUUCUUUCUCAAUUGAAACACCAUCACUCUCAAAAAUUGCAAUUAAAGCACCAGCUGGAAAAACAGCAGGUCUUGCACAAGGCGGAGCGUUUAGCUUUGGAAGAGUAUUCAAAUCUCCUCUUAAGAUCUGAAGGCGGCUCAGAAAGCUUAAAGGAGAUGGCCCAGGUCGUGAGAUUUAGAACUUUGUGCCACCAGUUCGAAGAUCAUUUUAUUGGUCAACUAGGUGAGGUUGCAAGUGUUGAUGAUUAUUUCCAUCAAUCGCAGUGUCUUCGCGAUGCCUUUGCCCUAGGACGGCUUGCCUUAGAAGCAUAUUGUAUAAUAAGAACGUGCGAAUAUCACAGAGAGGUGCCAGAUGCUGUCGCGCAGCACGUUUCUGGGCUUCUGGAAAGGUUUGAUGAAAUGCUUGAAGCACAUGAGUAUCACGAAAGUUUCAUGAUUCCAUUCGAGGGACCUGUGAAAAACAGGGAGGAAGUCCUCAAGCACAUGCUGCUGGCUGUCCACAAACUUGAGUACUGUCUUCUUUUGAGUGGUCUACUAAAGGACGGACUGUUAUUGAGCGGGAUAAGGUAUGGGUUUAGCGAAGUGAAAGUGACCAUUGAGGAUUUGAUGAGGCAACUCGACGGUCAAAUCCGUGCACUCGAAAUGCUGGAGAAAAAUGCUCAAGGGCUAAUAAGUGGGCCUAAUGUUCGAUUUGGACCUAUAGAAGACCUUUUUGCUACUCUUUGCGAGCUGGAUGAAAGAAUAAGGGCUGGUGAGGAGAUUGCGGUGUUCGGAGAGCUGGUGAAAAUCUCCUCUACUAAGCUAGACUUCCCUGAAUUUGAAGCUGUUGGAAUCCCUGCAUUCACAAGCUGGUUUGCUGGACACACAGACAUCCAGAAUGAUACGACGAGCAACGAGCAAGCUCGGACUAUUGAGGAACUUCAAAUGAAGAUCUCUCUGCUCCAGGCCAAGUUGAGCAAACACCAAACAGAGGAAUUGCAACUGAUACAGCUAUCUAAGUCGUUUGAAGAAUUGCAAUUAGAGAAUCAAAAACUAAACCAAGAAUACACGGGAGCACAGGUGAAGUACAAAGAGAUCUUGAAACAACUUGAUGAGGCAACUAGAAGGUUACAGCUUUAUGGAGACGACAAAACUCGUGGAGUCUACGAAGAGUUUAUGAGACUGGACAAAAUGGAACUCAUAAAUGAAAUCUCAAGCCUCAGGGCACUGGUAACCAAGCUUGAUACCUCCAGAACUGUCCAAAACCGCGAACUGCAGUCUGCCUAUGACUUUUUACCUGACAUUCGGCCACUCAAGUGGGAUCUGAGUACCAAUAUCGAUGAGAUGGUGAGAGCUGAUGAGCUCUUUGCUAACAUUAAACACUUUCAGAUUCCAAAAAUCACAGAGGAUAACUCAAAUGCAUUGAAAGGCUACACCAAAAUGCUCAACAUCUUAAUGGGAUGA